GCUUCUAUUUCCACCACCAUCAUAUUUCACGAUCUAUAAUACUGCGUUCGCUGAUUCUAUUCAAUCUUCCAACUUUGCGAUCAAACUGUCAGAUACGAUUUCCAAAACAACCCCGCAGCCUUGGAGAUUACAACAAUAUGGGCUCUUCAAAUAUAGCUCGAAAGGAGCGGCGCAAAAAACAAACACGCUUGACAUUCGAUCCGAUCUCCACCGAAGUGCCUUCAGAUUUAGAUUUACCUGCCAAAAGCCAAGGACCGUCGCCUGCGAAGGUUAGAUAUGAGAGAACAAAUGACGGCACAUCUGCUGGAAGUGGAGGAAGAAUUACGCGCAGUGGAUUGUCUUCAGGAUCGCCCUCGAAAGUAACUUUGGAUAGGAAAGGAAAAUCUGGGGGCAAAGGAAAGAAUGCGAGAGAUGGAAAAAUCGAUUUUGGAACAUUACCAACGCCUGCGAAAAGCUCGCAGAAAGAGGAUAUUAUUGUUGCAGAUGCAGAAGUGACUAGCGGAUCACGUCGAAGCACACGAAGUUCAAAAACGACUCCAUCGAAGACUACGCCAAAGAAAAGAUCGGUAACUUUAUCGGAUACAAGUGAUGAUGGCGUAUUCACAUCAAACUCAAGACCUUCACAACGCUCUGGCCUAUUUAGUCAGAAAUCAGCUGCGCCAAUAGAAAGUAGUGAUGAAUCUGGCGAGGAAGCUGACGAAGAUUCUGAGGAUGAUAUACUGCCAUCUUCUACUACGCGUCGACAAGCAACACGGAUCGUUCCGCAAGUUGCACUUGAGAUUGAUUCCGAAGACCCGGAUGAUGAGCCUCCAACCUCACCCAUGAAGAGAAAGCGACCCACCAUAAUUUCUGACGAUGAGGAUAGCGUUGUUAGGUCGCCUGCAAAGAGAGCGAGGGUUGUGGAUGAGAGUGAUUCGGAUGAUGAUUUGCCGCAUAUGACUAAGCUAUCUAAGACCACCCCCCCUGAAUCUGAUAGCCCAGCUCCUUCCCCACAAGUUAAACGAAAAGGACCGCCUAGGAAGCACAGAACUGCUAAGCAGAAGCAAUUAGAGAUUCUCAAACGCAAGCGUGCUGGAGAAAGUAACCCCAUUCUUACAGAAUCCGAGUCUGAUGAAGAAGAGGUUGGCGGUUUAUAUGAUUCGGGUAGUGAUGCAUUGACUACAUUUGAGGAUGAAGAAGAGGAGGAGGUGGAAGAGGAGGUUCAAGAAACGCGCAAACGAAAAUCGCCAAAGAAGACUGUACGAGAGAAUGAGGAUGAGUACGAUUCGGACUUUGUUGAUGACGACGAUGUUGGCCUUCUUGGAGUACCGGAUUAUGCUAUGAUUCCCCUACAUCUCACGGCCGCAGCCCACAAACCUCUCAGAGAACACUUUGUCGAAGCGGUUGAAUGGUGUGUUCAAAACAAGAUCAAUCCAGGUUUCAACCAAAAUCUCAUGCCCAUUUACAAGGCGGCGUGGAAUAAGCUCGAAGACGCAUACAGUGGAUUAUCUGGUAGCAAAUUUGUUUCUACUUCAUGGACUCGUGAUUUUACCAAAGGCCUUUAUGCCCGUCCCGAAUUCAUCACCAGGAGACUCGCCCCAGGAGAAGCAAUUGAUCUAUUAGGCGAAGCUAAAUGUGAGGCAUGUAAUCGUAGGAAGCAUAUACCAACUUUUGGUAUCACAUUAAGGGGAUCUGCAUACCACAAGGAUAGCUUAGCCGAGGUAGAGAAAGAUGAUAGUGAUACUGAGGAAGACGACGAGGAAGAUUCUGAUGAUGAGAAGGACACGCGGAGUUUGAACAGCAGGGAUGAACCUCUACCACCUCAAGACAAAGAGUACAUGGUCGGCUCUGUCUGUAAAGAAAAUGCCGAAAACGCACACAUUCUUAUUCAUUUGAAGUAUGCACUCAACCAAUGGGUCAUAGGCAGUCUAGAAAGUCAAGGGCAUCUUACGAUUGAGAAGCUUGCCAAGAGAGACAAGAUGAGUGCAAAGAAGAGACAGAAGGAAGUCAACGGGAUUGUCGAUAAGUGGAAGGAGGAGAAAGAAAUCAAAGAAUUGUAUGGCAUCUGGAAACAACAAUUGGAGACGGCACAGAAUGCCAGUACAACGGGAAGACGAUAAGAUACCACGUGGUAGCUGAAGGUGUGAAUUCGGAGACGAACAUGAGAGGAAUGGGAUUUAUGGCACAUAAUGGUAGAGAACUGGGAAGAUUUUAAUGAUGCUGGGUAAAGGAUCAGGUAUUUGGGAGCGAAAUAUGGAAGCAGCUAGCGAUGAUUUUGGAAUCAUGACUUUGAUUCUUCUUCACUUUAUUUCAGAGUCAGUAAUUAGGGAUGACUGGGAACAGAAUUUUAUUAAAAUCAGAGAUACGGCCUGAUUUUAGAUUUAGAUAUAUAUCCACAUCCAAUAGCAAAUUAUUAACAAUUCA
Botrytis cinerea B05.10 is the source of this 2403-nucleotide messenger RNA. RefSeq lists its product as hypothetical. Gene Ontology annotation, cellular component: nucleus. The coding region runs from base 138 to 2099 and encodes 653 amino acids. The transcript is spliced from 2 exons. The record is from RefSeq and is a predicted model, not a curated record. Lineage: Eukaryota; Fungi; Ascomycota; Leotiomycetes; Helotiales; Sclerotiniaceae.